Molecule: messenger RNA, 808 nt
Organism: Aegilops tauschii subsp. strangulata
Lineage: Eukaryota; Viridiplantae; Streptophyta; Magnoliopsida; Poales; Poaceae
Molecular function (GO): zinc ion binding
Source: RefSeq, a predicted model, not a curated record
CCCGCCGCACGCACCCCGUAUUAUCAUACCGCCUCCUGUUCCCGCCGCAGCCCCCGCGACCGACAGGUUCACCCCGAGAGCGAUGCGGCGAGACGCGGCCGUCGCCCCCGCGGCGGUCGUGACCUCGCCGCAGAUCGCGGCCGGCGGGACAGAAAUGGGGAAUGCCGAGGCGGUGGCCAUCGAAGUCGACUCGGCGCCAGCGCCAGCGUCGGCGGCCAUCGACAUCGACCUCGAAGCGGGGGGCGCGUCCCACGGCGUGGCGUGCCGGAUCUGCCACCUCAGCCCCGAGGGCGGCGACGGGCCUGGGUCGGAGGUGAUCCGGCUCGCCUGCUGCUGCAAGGAGGAGCUCGGCCACGCGCACCGACAAUGCGCCGAGGCGUGGUUCCGGAUCAAGGGCGAUAGGCGCUGUGAAAUUUGUGGUUCAGAGGCCAAAAACAUUACUGGCCUGGAAGUGAAAAAAUUCAUGGAGGAAUGGCAUGGGCGAAGAAUGGCAACUACCGGGGCUAUGGUAGAGAGGGAAAGCACUUGCUGGCGGCGGCAGCCGUUUUGCAACUUCUUGCUAGCUUGCUUACUGAUUGCUUUCAUGCUUCCCUGGUUUUUCCGUGUAAAUAUAUUGUGAGUUAUGCUGCUGGAACUGGGUCAUGUGGAAUCACACGAAUUGUACAGAAUUUAUAGGCAGAAUCACAACACAGUUCCUCAAGUUUUUUUUCUCUCAAAAUUGUCCAUCUGGGUAUUUGUCCUCUUACACUCAUUACUUAAAAUCCAAAUACCCCUGUUUGGUAAUAAAUGUUGAUUUGAGAUUCUAAAA